CUGUUUAAUUUGAUUUCUGCGCCGCCUCCGCCCUGCGCGCUCUGCUCCUCGCGUCGCUAGCAGUCGUGAGCCGCAAGUUGCGUUCGCCCUCGCGUGUUAGCCUCGAGCGUCUGCUUCCUGCCAACCCGUCGAUUUGUCGCCAUUCGCCGUAGUUCGCUCGGCCGUGUUACCACCGAUGGCGACGUCGCGGAUCACGCGCGACUUGAUGGCGGUGACGGCGGACAGGGCGCGCGAGCAGGGGCGGGACUCGGGCACGAGCGGCGAGGAGGGAGUGGGGGCGGCAGGAGGGCGGACGUGCCUGGUGCAGGGCUACCUGCUGAAGCGGUCGGAAACGCUGCACCUGUGGAACCAGCGAUGGUUUGUGCUGGACCCCACCACUGCGCGCAUGGAGUACCGCAUGCAGCGCAGCGACGUGUACCCGCGUGGACACAUCGUGUUCGACAGCCACAGCACCAUCACCGUCUCGCCCCUCAACUUCCACGGAGCCAAGCAAUACGAAGGCUGCUGCUUCUACGUGGGCACGGCGGGGAAGAAGGAGUACUUUCUGUGCGCCGAGACGCCAGAGGCCGCCAGGGCGUGGGUCAGCACCAUCAGGGCGGCAGCGCAGGUGCUCAAGGCACACCGCGCCGCGGUCAGCCUGCUCGGCUCCUCCAAUGAACCUGCUCUCUCGGGAGCCGUGGCAGCAGCGACGGCAGCGGCGGUGGAGGCAGCAGGGCAGGCGCAGCGGGGCGUGGCGGAGGCGAACGUGCGUGCCGUGCAGCACGGCGCCGCCACCGCCACCACCUUCUUCUCGCUCACAGGCGCCUUCCCUGCCCCUGCUGCCGCCGCCCUCACGCCGCACAGCAUCGCUGCUGCUGCCGCCGCCACCUCUGCUGCUGCUACUGGUGGCAGGGGCGCCGCCGCUGGUGGGCCGUCCAGUGGGGGAGUAGGGAGUGCUGAGGCCAACGCUGCCGCUGCUGCGCGCUUGGGUGCUGGGCACGUGCAUGGCAGUGGGGCGGAGUCAGGGGACAGCGUGCACCUGCUCAAGGAGACCCUGCGUGUGAAGGACGAGGAGAUCCACGCGCUCUCCCUUGCCCUGCGUGAGCGCGACGCAGCCCUAGCGAGCCUCGCAGCGCGCCUGGAGGAGGCAGCGGCCGCCGCGGAUGCAGCUGCGGCCGCAGCAGCGCAGGCAGCGGGCGAGCGCGACGCAGCAGUGCGGGCGCGCGAGGAGGUGCGUGUGGCGGCGGGCAAGCUGUGCGAGGACCUGGAGGCGCGCUUCGCACAGGCGGAGGCACAGCAGGCGGGCUCCAAGGCGGGCAGGGCGGAUGCGGAGCAGCAGGCGGAGAGGGCGCGGGCGGAGUUGGCGCUGCUGCAGGCGGCGCUGACCGAGGCGAGGGAAAGGGGCGCGCGGGAGGAGGCGGGCAGGCGGGCAGCGGAACGGGAGAUGCUCAGGUGGAAGGCCGAGGCAGAGAGGUUCAUGACUGCAGGACUCGCAUCGUUCACUCCCUCCUGCCUCCCAUCCACCACCACCAUCUCCACCACCACCACCAACCCGUCAUCUCUCCCCCCGCCUGCCACUGCCACUUCCACGCCUUUGCCUCCUGACAUUCCACCCACCUCGCCUCUCCAUCCCUCUCUCUCGCCCUCUCCUCUCUUGCCCCCCCCCUCCCCCGUGCCGUCACUCCUAGAGCCGCCCUCCACUGUGCCUGUUGCUCUGGAACCGCAUGGCCUACUCGCCCCCUCCGCGCCUGCCAGUGCUGCCCCUGCGCAGGGCUCAUGUGCGGCGCCCUGUGCGCCCCACCACGCGCCACUCCCUGCCAUGAACCCUCCUGCCACUCUGCCACCUGACGCGCCACCAGCAGCAGCAGCAGCAGUGGAACAGGCGUCACUGUCCGCAAGCACAGGCACAACAGGCCAACCUGCACCGCCGCCACCUCUGGCUCACCUACCUGCUGCAGAUGCUGUGGCUGCUGUGGGUGCUGCGGGUAAUGCGGAUGCUGCUUGUGGUGGUGCACUGCGCUGUGUGACUGCUGAUGCGAAGCCCCAUGCGCUUGCUGCUCACAGCACACCUGCACCUGCUGCCGCUGACGAAUCGUGCGCUGCUGCCACGGAACCAGGUGCCCUCACUCAACCUGACGGCGCUGCAUCUGGCCACCACUAAUGUACCGCUACAGUUCCUAUGCCGUCCGCACAUUUUCCCCGAGUUCAAGCCUUCCUCCAGUAGACUACCCCUGCCUCCCUGCGUCGCAUGUUCGCCUAGUGCUUGCCUUAUCUGUAGCCACUUGGAGAUCAUUUGCAUGACAUGUGAUGCCGGUGAGCCACAGCUACCUGCACAUACCCUUGCCCAUUGCUCGUUCUCUCCAGUGCUCUCGCGUGCUUUUCACAUCCUGUGCCACUUUUGGGCUUUGCGGUGUCUGGUGUGGGCCCAGUCCACUCCUGUCCAUCACAACCAUGAGGUCGUUGCGUGGGCUGGUCGCCCCAUGUGACCUCCAGGUCACCUUCACAGCCACGACCGCUCGCAUGGCUCGGCUUUUGUCCCACACCACAUGCUAGUGCUUCCCUCCAUGUCUCACAAGAGGAUCUUGUGGGUGAAAAUGUAGUGUAACGGCAAGAAACCCUUUUUUCUGGCAGUGGUUGGGCAGGAGUGGAGACUCGGUUGCGACAUACAUUGGGU
This is a messenger RNA of Closterium sp. NIES-67, 2653 nucleotides long. Lineage: Eukaryota; Viridiplantae; Streptophyta; Zygnematophyceae; Desmidiales; Closteriaceae. The record is from the annotation of a GenBank genome assembly.